Molecule: messenger RNA, 4011 nt
Organism: Pogona vitticeps (central bearded dragon)
Lineage: Eukaryota; Metazoa; Chordata; Lepidosauria; Squamata; Agamidae
Gene: LINS1
Product: lines homolog 1
Source: RefSeq, a predicted model, not a curated record
AGCGGUCCUUCCUAUGGGGAGACUUGAGUGGCGGGGCCGAGAAGCUGGGGCUGGUUGCCUAGCAACGGUGGGGCUGGUCGGGCCUGGGCCCAAAGCUGGCCGGUGAGACUGAGGACCACCGUGUGGUGGAAGGUGUUUCUUCCACCUAGAUACGCCAUGACAAAAUCUGGCCAAAUUUAUGAACUUGUGAGCUUUAUUGGGAAGAAUCAAUCAUUGGGGAGCGGUAUUGAAGUUCCAAUAAUGUGAAUGCAUGAAGUGUUACUGAAGAUACUUGAUUUCGCCACAAUGGAGACUCUUCUUCCCUUCCUCAGGCAGAUAUAUGAUGAUGUGUUGGUGGGUGCAGCUUUAGCAAAAGAUAGUCACGAGUGUGCAGCUCUUCUAACUCCUCAUUUUCCAUCAAAAGAUUUAUCAACAAAACCCAGUGAACUAUUUCCUAAACCUGAUGCUGACAUCUUUAGUAUAAAUGAUAAACGAGAGGCUUCUGAAGAUAAGAGCCACUCAGAAUACUGUGCAAAGGAAAUUAUUUUGCUUCAGUUAACUUUGAUCAGGAUGAUACUUAACAAGGUGCAAUCCCGAGAGCUGGCAGCUGGAAUAAAACAGAAAUAUCUUGACAUUAUUAGAAUUCUUCUGAAGGAAGCCAACAUUGAUACAAAACUAAUUUAUCUGUUAUGCAGCUCGGAUAAACAGCUCUCUCACAUGGCCUCCAAAAGCUUGGUCUCCCUCAUAUAUUUUCAACUAACAGAAGAGGGUUCACUGAAUAGUGCCUGGCUUGCCUUUGCUUCAGAAACUUUGUUGGGUUUUCCCAGUAGCCGUUGGCUAGCGGAAUGCUUGUGGGCUUUUACAGACACAGUUAGAGAAGCUUUAAAAGAGGAAGGCUUGUGCAAAAAAGGAGACCUGAAGGUGAUUCUCAGUCCACUGGACAAGAUUCUGGAAGGCAUUUACAACUCUGUUCUGUCUUACUAUUCUGAUCUUCCUCAAGACAUCACGACGUCACCAAAAGUCACAAAUGGCUUGAGCAGUUUCCUAGACCUCUUAGAACUGCUUGUGGCUUCCCGAAUUCACAUGCCACUGAACUAUUCCUGCCAAAGGAUGAUGUUUUUAAAUGCUGCUUGUGUCCUGGAACUUUCCACUGCGCCUGUUCAUUAUUUGAUCAAGAAGAAAUCGAUUAUGUUGCUCAAAAAAUGCAUUCUUCAGAAAGCUGGUGAAGAUGUCAUUAAGAAAAAGAGGCCUUCUCCUUCCCACGAGGACCCCCAUUUUGACGCUGAUAGAUUAGCGCUCGCUGGUGCUGUUCUGCAAUUUGUGAAUUCUGGGUGGCUGAACAGGUUGUCUGUUAGUGGAAAAGCCAACCAUUUUGGCGGAAGUCAAGUUAAGCCUGAAGUGGACAUAGGUCAUAAUUCUGAUCAAGUGACUUUAAGAGCUUUAAGUCUGCUUCUGCUUAAAGCUUUAGAGAUCAAAGUCCAGGAUUCUUCUUCUGAAGCUGACAUCCAAGUUCAACUGGAGAGUGUUAUGGGGUCACUGUUGAGAUUUUUGAAAAAGUACCUGAGGUUUCCUCCACCUGGGCACCUGUUUGAACAUCCUUGCCUUUGGGUUUCUGUGCUCUUCAUAGAACAAGAUGAUGACCUUCUGGAAGCUGCAAAAGCGUUAUUAACAAUUCAUUUGAAAUUGGAGAGAUUCCAGCAUGCAGUUGGCGUCACGUUAUGCCAUUCGGAUGGUGAAGCCCAAGACAUUCUGACGCAUCGUAAUGGUUGCAACCCUCAUUGCAUCUUUUUAUUUCUGCUGAAAAGUAUUGCAUUUGAUGCCUCCGUUCUCCUCGAUUUCUUGAUUUCAUUUGAAACCUGCUUCCUGGAGUAUUUUGUAAGAUACUUAAAACUUCUCGUAGAAGAUUGGCAUCGGUUUGUUGAGAUUGCUAAACACCUGGAACCUGGAACCAGUGGAGAUUCCCAUUUUUCUCUGGAGUGCUUGCCCUGCCAUGAAGGAAAUGCUUACCAGUUAGAUUCAAAUUUAAAAAUUAUUUUAUCAGAACCACAGUCCUAUACUACGGAGGUUUUGAACUCCUCCCAUACAUUGUCUUCACCGCAACCUAUUGAUCAUCAAAUGGUAAAACCCAGCAUGUCUAAUUUUUUGCCAGUAUCUGACAAUCCUGUUUUGCCAGGAUCCCUUCAGAGGUUGGUUGAUUAUGAAAGCUCAGAAGAUUCUGAGCCAGAAUGGGUCGGAGAGAAUCAUUUGACAGACGCAAACCCAACGUCUUCAGAUAACCAAACCUGUUCAGGUGAGACCCUUCUUACAGAAACUGAUGACCAAGCAGGACCCUCAGAGGAGGACAUGUUGAACGUCCCGUCACCCUCUCAUUGCAAAACAUCCCCAAAUAACUCUGGAUCAGCAGAAGGAAUGCUUCGAAAAGCUGUGACAUGUUUCCAAGAAUUGCAAGACUUGAUUUCUAGGCUUCAUGGAAGAAACCUCUUCCCGUACAAUCCAAGUGCACUCCUGAAGCUCUUGGUUCGGGUUGACACAACGAGCAACAAGCACCUCUCUAUUUCCAAGAGGUUGUAAUCUAUGGACAUGCAAUGCCCACCUUUCAGUCUACCUCUGCCCACUUACUCACAUUUGAAAGAAUGCUUCCAAACAAUUAAAAGUGCCCUGAAACAUAUGAUCAAAGGGAUACUCUUUUGAAUUUGUCUGCCUAUUAUAUGGAAUUCGGUCCAAACAGUUGGGAAAGAGAGUUUAAGUAUGAAUCCACUGAUGCAUCAAACUGCCAAAAAGUUUGCCUGAAGGCUGUAUUCUUGUUCCUGGCAUGUUUGGCGAGGAUCUCUGGGGAAGCCUUUUUGAUAUACAGAAUAAAACCCACAAUGUUGUCCUUGCUGCUGUACUGACUCAAUAACAUCCCAUUACCCUAUAAGGGAUAAUCAUCCUGAAUAAGAAUAGCUGCUUGCUAUUCUAAAAGAAAAAAAAAGAUCAGGGUAAGUGUGUGUUCCAUCUCUGUUGAGUGGGAGUGUGAUGUCAAAUUAGAGGAAAUCAUUCUGAAAAUUAUCAUUAAAAAAAGGUUUAGAAACAUGUAGGUUUCUUUCUGUCUCCCACAUUUCAAAAGGAUGGAAGUAUUUCAAAUUUUAGUUGAAUGCAGACCCCCAAACAUAUAUCAUGGUCUAGCAGAGCAUGUUUUGAUUGUAUUCCGGCACUGAGACUUGAUGGCAUUGUAGGGCCCUUCCAACUUCACUUUUCUAUGAUUCUAUGAAACACUUUUAUCACAGUCCUGUUUUCAACAGUGUUGACAUCUGAUUGUCAUAUACCUGGGAGGCGGCAGAACACGGCCCAAGUUGGCAUGUGUUUUUCUGGUGGGUCAGAUUAGAAGUACAUACGUAGUUCAUUUAACACACAUUUUAUCCAUUGUGUUUAACACCUUGGACAGGUGAAUCGUGAAUUUUGGGUGUGUGCACGCACGCACACCCACCACCAUUUCUCUGUAGUCUGCCAUGGGGCGCUAGUGAAUUGCCAUCCUUGUCCCCAGAGUCCCUUGAGGAAACACAAGGUGAGUGAUCCUCACAACUCCCUGUUUCCUGUUGGGAGCUGGCAAACCAACACGUGAGACCAGCACUUCCUUCCCAGUAUAGUUGUUGUGAAGCUGAAAACCUCUCUUUUCUCCCAAGAAGGCAUGAAAAAUUUUGCUGCAAUAGGAGUCCUCCCUUUCACAGCAUUGCUCUGGUGGAGAGUGGCUUUAAUCAUACCCCCAUCCCAGAGGUUUUGUUCAGUAUCACUCUGAUGGAGGCAAUGCUAAAUCUUUAUUUAUUCUAUUUUAUUUAUAUUCCCCCUCUCUGGUCUUGCGACCACUCUAGGCAAAAAAAAAUUCCCUUUUUUUGCUCCAAUAAUCUGGGAUGAGGUGUCUUCUCUGUUUAGAUAUGUGUGCGCAUGCAUGCAUGCAAGCGGGUGGGGGGAAUGUUCCAUAGCAGGAGUCCAGUUCUUUCUCUAGCCACCCGAAGUUUCCCAUCUCUUGCAUAAUCAUGGAAUAAUUGAGUUGGA